Messenger RNA from Clunio marinus, 387 nucleotides. NCBI's taxonomy places the organism in Eukaryota, Metazoa, Arthropoda, Insecta, Diptera, Chironomidae. The record is from the annotation of a GenBank genome assembly.
UUUCAAUGUCAUUCAAGAAACGAGAUGCCAUUCGCUGUUCUUCAGCGAUCGCUUCCUUUAUUUGUGCAUCACAACGUGCUUCAGCUUCACCAAUGCGCGCAUCACGUUUGACUUCAGCUGUUCGUGCCAUACCCAAAGAUUUCAAGUAACCCUUCAAACUCUUCAUCACGAAUGUCUUUCAAUGUGUAUGACACAACAGUAAUGCCCAUGUUGACAAGAUCCGAUGAAGCCACUUCGAAGACUUGCUUGGAGAACUUCUUGCGAUCUUUGUAAAUUUCUUCAACGGUCAUCGAUCCCAUAAUUGCUCGUUGGUGUCCUUCCAAUGUUACCAAGGCAAUGUGUUGAAUCUCAGACUCUGAUUUGCCCAAAAAUUGUUCGCAAGCAGUC